AAAAGAUAUAAAAGAAAAAUUAUAAUCUAUUUGGGGAAGGAGGAAAUAGAAAAAUAAGGAAUUCAAUUUGGGAGAAAGUAUAAAGUUAAAAAGCAAUGGGAAAUUGGCAAUGAGGUUCCAGAUUUGGGGGUGCCUAAUGACGUAAGCAAUGUGAGGUCAUCAAAUUCAAACACUCCGCGUGUAAGAAAUUUCAAAUAAGGUGCCGAAGCAAAGCAAUGAGAGGUCAGGUCACUGAUGACUCCAAGGAGAGAGAUCUUAUCCCCUUACGUACAGGGUUAUAUCAGGGAUUUUACUCAACAAUCGUCUCUCUCAUACUCCCUAUCUUAUUGAAUCCGGGAAAUCAACACACAAUCUCCAUAAGUUUCGUUCUGUUUCCUUUUCUAACGAUGCUAGGCCUGAUCAAUUACUUCUCCAUAGCAUUCUAAUCCGAACAAAAGGUGUUUUUUCUCAACGGAUUCGCCAUCUUUUCUGGAAAAAUAAAGAAGUUAAAGAGAGAUCCACCAUGCUUCACUUCCGAUUAUGCAAGGUAUGGUUUAAUUUGUAUAUGUGUGUUUAUUUGGUUUUAUAUUGAGUAUUUCUGUUGGGAAAAUAUUAUAGAUUUUGAUGAUGAUGUAUUUAGAUUGUAAUAGGGACUUUAGGCCUCCCCCAAUAUUCAAUGUAAUUUUUCUUUUUAGAAAUAUUGUUAAAACCGAGUUCUUGAGAUUUCCAAUAAAGUUGUGAUAUUUCUUUAAGUGGUUUGAUGCUUGAAGACUUAAUCAAAUUCGGUGAUAUGGAAAUUGGAUAUCUUGAUCGGAAAUGUCAGAGACAAGUAAGGAUUUCUCAAAGCAGAUGAAGAUCCUCUAAUCCGGAACACUACAUGAUAACCGGAUGUCUCGCUACAACCCGCUGAAGGCUAAGUCAUUCAAAUCGGAAGACUAGCGCGGAUCUCUUUCUCACCCGGAAGUCUGUGAAUGACUCUUCCGGAUUUGUCAGCAAAAGAACCGGAUAUCUCAAGAAAAGAUCGGAAUUCUCAGAAGCGGACAAGUGAGAAAAGACUUUAAAAAAAAAUUCUAAGUCUUGAAUGAAGAAAUUCUACCCGUUGGUAAGGAAAAAUCAAUCUCUUGAUUUUCAACGGCUAGAUUGAAGAUAAUUAAGCUGAUUCAAGAACAAAUGACUUGAANACAAAGUCUGGACCCCUCAAAUUAAAGAGCUCGUCCAGAAUUCCUAAACAAGCACUAGAAGACAAACUGAGUAAAGUUCUACAGUCCAGAAUUCUUGAACAACAGCUAGAAGACGGAUUCUGUGGAAAAAGGAAUCCCUCCUCAAACAAUUGGGUAUGUCCAAACACCCACUCCAAUGAGGAAUCCUCAAUCACAAUCUUCAUUCAAAAUUGAAGCCAGCAAAUGCAAAGGAUAGUCUAUUUUGAUUCAACGGAUAGAUUAUCCAAUCCAGCUAUAAAUAGCAACCUUGGAAGACUGGAGAAGAAAUAACAACGAGAUAGACGAACACAACGAAGCAAUCUCUAAUAACAAAACUAUCUCAUUCACAGUUAGCCCAAAAAGCUUGAUAAAGAGAGAUUUCUAAAACUCCUUAUCGAGAAGCAAACUUUCUCCUCCUUCCAAAGAGCUAUAGUGUAAACACUUGAAGGUUUCCUUGCCUCAGGUACCACACCACGUUGAAGGAUAUAACUUUUGAUCAAACUUCUUGAUUAAAAGGGGGUAGAUCAACUUUCUCACAAGUUGAUCUUGCAGGUCCUAUUGUUCGGAUCUUGCAGUUGUUGAAGAAGUGUGACCUUCGAAGGAACAACAAAGCCAGCACGAGUGCAGUAGCAACUUUGGCCUUGCGAAGAUAUACCGUGCAGAAAUUCACACAAGUGUAAUUGUUGGUUCUUUAUUCAACAACCAACUACAUAGUGGAUUUUGAGGACGUAGAAGGAUUACCCCACCUUCGAACCUCGUUAAAGUUUGCGUGUCUCUCUCUUUUAUCUUUAUUCUUACUUGCAAUUAUAUUAACUGUGAAAACUAACCCAUCCAUAUUGAUUACUACUCAUACUACCCACCAAAUUUCGCACACAAUCUAAAGUUCCCAAGAACUCUAGAUUUACACUAUUUUCACGUUUUCAAAAGAAACGAAAAAGUUUUAAAAUUGUAACAAAGUCUAUUCACCCCCCCUCUAGACUUUGUAUCUCACCACUUUGGGACCACCAAUUUCUUUACAUAGUGAUGCAUCUUAGUUAUUGUUUCCAUAACCUUCCAACCUUUGAAUUCAUUCUGUUAUUGUAGUUAGGCAAAGUCUAGUUUAUUAUUAAACAAAUACUUCGAAUGGAAGAGACUCUUAUAUACAUUUUUCCCUGUAUCCUAUUAAUUUUUAUUAUUAUUACUCACCUUAUUGAAAUAAAGCCCCAAAUUUAGAUGAUGUUCAAAACUCUGGUACUAGGUAUUCAAUU
This is a messenger RNA of Cuscuta campestris, 2425 nucleotides long. NCBI's taxonomy places the organism in Eukaryota, Viridiplantae, Streptophyta, Magnoliopsida, Solanales, Convolvulaceae. The record is from the annotation of a GenBank genome assembly.